GUGCCAAGCCAACACACGACGAUUUGCUCGACAUCUCCAAACGACGACGCUUGCUGCUUGCUCUCUGCCACUAUCACCCGGACCAUCACCACCCAACGACGUCAAGAUGGUCAACCUCACCACCCAGAAGCGCCUGGCGGCCUCCGUCACCGGUGCAGGAAAGCGCAAGAUCUGGCUCGACCCCAAUGAGGUCAACGAGAUCUCCAACGCCAACUCCCGCCAGACCAUUCGCAAACUGAUUGCAGAUGGCCUCAUCAUCCGCAAGCCAGUCACCAUGCACUCGCGUGCCCGUGCCCGAGAGUUGACUGCCGCCCGCCGCAUUGGAAGACACCGUGGUUUCGGUAAGAGGAAGGGUACUGCUGAUGCGCGUAUGCCAACUCAAGUCGUGUGGAUGCGCCGCCUUCGUGUGCUCCGCCGCCUGUUGGUCAAGUACCGUGCUGCCGGCAAGAUUGACAAGCACCUUUACCACGAGCUCUACCACCUGAGCAAGGGUAACACCUUCAAGCACAAGCGUGCUCUUGUUGAACACAUCCACAAGGCCAAGGCCGAGAAGCAGCGUGAGGAGAAGCUCAAGGCAGAGAUGGACGCCAAGCGUGCGAAGACCAAGGCUGCCCGCGAGAGGAGACAAGAGCGUAUCACCCAGAAGCGCAACGCACUUACUGGCGAGGACGAGGAGGAACCAGCCGCUCAAUAGACGCAUACCCAGCCGAUUCUUUAUUAAAAAGUCACGAAGCAUGCCACAAAUCAGAGGUUCACCAAGGAUGGGCAAAAUGGGUACGCCCUAGGACUCAUGGUGGGAUUUUUCGGGCGUGCUGUUACUUGCUGUGGGUGGUGCUUGGGCGCAUUUCGUGUCAUUCCCUGCAGCUGAUGCGGAUGCGGAUGUGUGUACUUGAGGCGGUACAGUUCGAAUGCCUUCAAAGACGUCACGAUCAGAUUUUCACGAUUCUCCAUGUGUCCUCAUGUGCUCUCCAUUGCUGCCAAAAUGGAAGAUCCGACGUGAUGUGCUGACAAAGCUGGUCAGGUUUCGUUACUUGCUUCUGACAAUACCUUACUGAAUAUGGAUGUGAUCUGAACACUG
Sphaerulina musiva SO2202 is the source of this 1078-nucleotide messenger RNA. RefSeq names its product 60S ribosomal protein L19. The coding region runs from base 107 to 694 and encodes 195 amino acids. Gene Ontology annotation, cellular component: ribosome; cytosolic large ribosomal subunit. The record is from RefSeq and is a predicted model, not a curated record. Lineage: Eukaryota; Fungi; Ascomycota; Dothideomycetes; Mycosphaerellales; Mycosphaerellaceae. Gene Ontology annotation, molecular function: structural constituent of ribosome; RNA binding. The transcript is spliced from 4 exons. Gene Ontology annotation, biological process: translation.